Osmerus eperlanus (European smelt) is the source of this 5149-nucleotide messenger RNA. RefSeq names its product PH_BCR_vertebrate and RhoGAP_Bcr domain-containing protein. The transcript has 23 exons. The record is from RefSeq and is a predicted model, not a curated record. The coding region runs from base 484 to 4341 and encodes 1285 amino acids. Lineage: Eukaryota; Metazoa; Chordata; Actinopteri; Osmeriformes; Osmeridae. Gene Ontology annotation, biological process: protein phosphorylation; intracellular signal transduction; positive regulation of GTPase activity. Gene Ontology annotation, molecular function: guanyl-nucleotide exchange factor activity; protein serine/threonine kinase activity; GTPase activator activity. Gene Ontology annotation, cellular component: membrane.
ACUCAACUGUGUUUCAGGAGCAAAACAUCAGUGUUUGUGAUCGGAGAGUAGGUAGUACGCACAACUCAUCAGUUUAACAUUGCAGAAGAAAGCAUGAUAACAAGAACACUAUUUACUGGCACGAAUCGAAUUCAGAAUGUUGGAUUUUGUUUUUAAAACUUUCUUAUGAAGAUUGCUCCAUUUUUGUUUGUCUGAUGAAUGAAGAAUCAUUGAGUCUGAAUGAGGAUCAGUGAAAUAUUUCCAUGGACAAGACAAGACAAGAAUAACUUCUUGACAACAACUUUCAUUCCGUUUUCAUAUGAUCUUGCUAAAUUCUCUAUUAUUCUCUAUCACUUUUAUGCAGCAAUGAAGAACAUGUAAAAGAGGUUUCACACUUUUUCUUCAAUCAUCAUGAGUAGUGUGCUUUGGUAAAAGAAUGUAAGUCAUGCUUUAAAAAUAUUUCUUUUUUAAUUUCCUCCUGGGCAUAACCUUUUCUAUUAAACAAUGGUUGAACCAGUGGGUUUUGUAGAGGCAUGGAAAGCCCAGUUUCCAGAAUCAGACCCACCCAGCAUGGAACUGACGUCCACGAUGGACAUUGAGCAGGAGCUUGAGAAAUGCAAAGCAUCCAUCAGGCACCUGGAGAAGGAAGUGAACAAGGAACGCUUUCGGAUGAUCUACCUGCAGACCUUACUGGCUAAGGAGAAAAAGACAUAUGACGGUGGGCGUUGGGGCUUCAAGAGAGUGAGUCUCAUGAACACCGGAGACCAGCCCAGUGGCUCAGACCACCAGACGUCCUGCACAGACGAGCCGCCUGUGGAUGAGUGUCCGGAGGGAGAGGUGGAUGAGGAGUCUCCGUCCAGACAGAGGGAGAGGGUGUCUCCCAUCAGGCCCUCGGCGUGCUCCACAGAGACAGACACAGACUGCCCCCUCAAGAUGGGCAUGGGAUCAGUGGCAGCUCUGAGGUCCAACUUUGAGCGCAUCAAGAGGGCGAAUUCUCACACCGCCGGAGAGGGGAAGGGGUUGUCUGUGGUGGGAGGAGCGGAGAGGCCCUUCUAUGUAAACAUGGAGUACCACCACGAGAAAGGGCUGGUGAAGGUCAACGACAGGGAGGUAUCAGACAAGAUCAGUAGCUUGGGCUGCCAGGCCAUGCAGAUGGAACGCAAGAGAUCCCUGCACUCCCUGCCCGGGAACCUGUUCGCCGUGUCCGGAGACCUCCGCAAGGCCAUCCAAAGAGGCCGAUCCACCGAGGGAAACUGUGGCUACAAUGGGGCGUACGACGACGUGGAAGUGAACCCGCACUUCCUGAAGGACAGCGUCAUCCGUUCCAACGGGGGCCGACCCGAGCGUCAGACGUCGGACUGUCAGCCCUACACCAGCGUGUACGUAGGGGGGAUGAUGAGUGACGGGGAGGGACGGGUCAUCCACAUCAGAGACCACAGCAUGGAGGAAGACUCUCACCUCACCUGGCCGCGGCGCUCCUACUCCCCUGGCAGCUGCGAUGAUGUGGGCGGUGGCUACACGCCAGACUGUAGCUCCAAUGAGAACCUCACGUCCAGCGAGGAGGACUUCUCCUCCGGCCAGUCCAGCCAUGUGUCGCCCAGCCCCACCACCUAUCGCAUGUACAGGGAGAAGAGCCGCUCGCCAUCCCAGAAUUCCCAGCAGUCUUUUGACAGCAGUAGCCCCCCCACGCCCCUGUCCCAGAAGCGUCUCAAGCAGCAGGUGUUGGUGUCCGAGGCCUCCAUUGUGGGGGUCCGCAAAACGGGUCAGAUCUGGCCCAGUGACGGGGACUCCAUCACAUCCAGUAGAACCUCACACGACAACAGUCUCCAGGGAGACUUGGAGGCCCCCUACAGUGGGACCCCUCUUUCCUAUGGCUACGACCUGGAGGCCGGCGAGGACAGCCAGAGCCACCACGACCUCCUGCCCUUUGGCACCUCCCCCUCCCCGUCACCGCGCCUCCGCUCCAAAAGCCGCAGCAGCCGAGAAACGCUCUCCUCCGGCUCUCUGGAGUCCACUCUCUCGGGUGAGCUGGAUCAAGAGAAAGGGCUGGAGAUGAGGAAGUGGGUUCUGUCCGGGAUCCUGGCCAGCGAGGAGAUGUAUCUCAGCCACCUGGAGGCUCUCCUCCUGCCUAUGAAGCCUCUGAGGGCGGCGGCCACCACCUCCCAGCCAACGCUCACCAUCCAGCAGAUAGAGAUCAUCUUCUUCAAGGUGCCAGAGCUCCAUGACAUCCACAAGGACUUCUAUGACGCGCUGCUACCCAGAGUCCAGGACUGGAGCCACAACCAGUGUGUGGGGGAUCUCUUCCAGAAACUGGCCAGCCAGCUGGGAGUGUACAGGGCCUUUGUGGAUAACUAUAAGGUUGCCGUGGAGACAGCCGACAAGUGCUGCCAGGCUAACAUCCAGUUUGCUGAAAUAUCUGAGAAUCUUAAGGUCAGGACGGCAAAGGAGUGCAAAGACCAGGCCAAACAUUCACUGGAAACCCUGCUCUAUAAACCAGUGGACAGAGUGACCCGCAGCACCCUUGUUCUGCAUGACCUUCUGAAGCACACUCCCUCCGGCCACCCGGACCACCCUCUGCUGCAGGACGCCCUGCGCAUCUCCCAGAACUUCCUAUCCAGCAUCAACGAGGAGAUCACCCCGCGCAGGCAGUCCAUGACCAUCAAGAAGGGAGAGAACCGUCAGCUGCUCAGAGACCGCUUCAUGGUGGAGCUGGCGGAGGGAUCCAGGAAGCUCCGUCACGUCUUCCUCUUCACAGACCUGCUGCUCUGCGCCAAGCUGAAGAAACAAACGGCGGGGAAAGGUCAGCAGUAUGACUGUAAGUGGUACAUCCCACUGGCGGACCUCACCUUCCAGACUAUCGAGGACUCCGAGUCCACCCCCAUCCCCCUGGUCCAGGAUGAGGAGAUCGAUGCCAUGAAGAUCAAGAUCUCCCAGAUCAAGAACGACAUCCAGAGAGAGAAGAGAACAACUAAAGGGGCGAAGGCGAUGGAGAGGAUGAGGAAGAAGCUGUCAGAGCAGGAGUCUCUGCUGCUUCUCAUGUCCCCCAGCAUGGCCUUCAGAGUGGCCAACAGGAAUGGGAAGGGCUUCACCUUCCUGAUCUCCUCCGAUUACGAGCGCGCAGAGUGGAGAGACAUCAUCCGGGAGCAGCAGAAGAAAUGUUUCAAAAGCUUUUCUCUGACCUCUCUGGAGCUGCAGAUGCUAACCAACUCGUGUGUGAAGCUUCAGACCGUCCAUACAAUCCCAAUGACCAUGAAUAAAGAAGAGGAUGAGUCAUCUGGGCUCUACGGCUUCCUGAAUGUAAUCGUUCACUCUGCGUCAGGGCUCAAACAGAGUUUAAAUCUCUACUGCACUCUGGAGGUUGAUUCCUUUGGCUACUUUGUGAACAAGGCCAAGACACGCGUGUACCGAGACUCUACAGAACCCAACUGGAACGAGGAGUUUGAGAUUGAGCUGGAGGGCUCUCAGACCCUGAGGCUGCUGUGCUACGAGAAGUGCUGCCACAAAACCAAGGAGGACGGGGAGAACACAGACAGGAUCAUGGCCAAAGGACAGCUGCAGCUGGAUCCUCAAACACUACAGAACAAAGACUGGCAGAGGACAGUCAUCACCAUGAAUGGGAUUGAGGUGAAGCUGUCAAUGAAGUUCACCAGCCGGGAGUUCAGCCUGAAGAGAAUGCCAUCACGGAAACAGUCAGGGGUGUUUGGCGUCAAAAUCAGCGCCGUGACCAAACGGGAGCGCUCCAAGGUGCCUCUGAUCGUGAGGCAGUGUGUGGAGGAGAUAGAGCGGAGAGGGAUGGAGGAAGUGGGCAUCUACCGUGUUUCUGGAGUAGCCACAGACAUCCAGACUCUGAAGGCUGCAUUCGACGCCAACAAUAAAGAUGUGUCGGUGAUGAUGAGGGAGAUGGAUGUGAAUGCCAUUGCUGGAACACUGAAGCUGUAUUUCCGCGAACUGCCAGAACCUCUGUUCACUGAUGACCUGUACCCCAACUUUGCUGGAGGCAUUGCCCUAUCAGACAGUGUGGCUAAGGAGAGCUGCAUGCUAAACCUGCUGAUGUCUCUGCCUGAACCCAACCUGGUGACCUUCCUCUUUCUGCUGGAUCACCUGAAGAGGAUUGCUGAAAAUGAAUGUGUCAACAAGAUGUCGUUCCACAACCUGGCCACUGUCUUUGGCCCCACCUUGCUCCGUCCGUCUGAGAAAGACAGCAAAAUUCAAGUCAAUGCCUCACAGCCCAUCACUAUGAAUGACAGCUGGUCACUGGAGGUCAUGUCACAGGUCCAGCUCCUGUUAUAUUUCCUUCAACUGGAGAGCAUUCCUACCCCUGACAGCAAACGUCAAAGCCUCCUUUUCUCUACUGAAGUAUAACAUGAAACGAGGACUUUGGAGGAAAUUGUCAGUUUAUAACUAGAAUGGCUGAUGUUGGAGCAAGUACAUGCUGCUGAGCAGCAAUGCUAACUUGAGCCACUAGAGGAUGCCAAAAGCACACUGCAGAAUGGACCAGACCAAAGCCUCUGACAUUAUGAGAGAUCCAUGCAUUGACCUUACCCCCAGAUUGGAUUUAAGAAAAACAUUGAUUUGAAUUACUCUGACCAUUCCUUGAUUUUGUACACAAGUUGUUUUUAUGAUCAAUAUUUGCACUUCUAUUCGAAUUUGUUUGGUAGUUCAUACUCAUACCUAGUUGUUGAGAUGUUAUCAUAAUGCACUAUACCCAUUCAACACUAUCACUAGACAAUUCUAGACAAUUAAUGAUGCUGUCUAGUUCUAGUAAUUAUAUAUGACUCAAUCAGCUCAUUACAGGGACGGAACUCAUCACUGAUGGAAGCCAAAAACAUGAAAGGCUAGAAACAUAAAAGGCUAAUUUCCAAACUAGACACGGUCUGUAAUACAUUAAUGGAUAGGACUUGCGCUGUAUCUUUAAUGUUGCUUGUUAAUGUUUUAGGAAAUGUUAGGUUAUUAGUCUAUCUAACCAUCACCUGUGCCAACAUUUUCCUUGCUGAUUCCCUAUAGGAACAUUUGAAAGCACCUGAUGUUUACACAAUGCUCUCUUUAUUUUGUAAUAUGUUAGUGAGGCUGAAGACAUUUAACGUGCAGGCAUGUUUACUUGAGUGUUUAUAAAUGUUUUCUCUGCUGUAGGCCUACAAUGUGUUUACCUAAUUAAAACGUAUCCACCUUU